GUGAUUUAUAAUGUAUACACUAUUUGUCUCCUAUAAUUCUUUAAUAUCUAUUUAACAUGAUUUAUAUGUAUAUGCUGAAGUGUGCACGGAUAAAUAAAUAAAUAAAUAAAUAAAUAAAUCCAGACAUGUACCUUAUGAAAACCUACCUGUGGUAUAAAGAAAAGUACAUAUUACUGUUUGAAACUUGGAGGACUUAAAGAUUUUUUUUUUAUAAUUUUAUCAUAUUUUUCUUACUUUGUAAAGUUUGGGUACUAUUUAUAUCAUGGGGAAAAUCUACAGUAUUUUUAUUACUUUCAGUUUGACAUAUUUUACCACAUUAUGUUUGUUGUAGCAUUGAUUUCAUUUUUUUCUUUAUAUGUAUUUGAAUUGUUGUAUCAAAACUGAGGAGUUUAUUAAACCAGAAGUUCACGCAUGUCUCAACCUUGUCGCGUUUACAGAAUCGAGUUAUUUUGACGUUUACAUACGAAUUUCUGCUCUGAUUCACCGAUGAAUCGUCAAAUUUAACUUUCGAAUGCACCAAUGGACAUCUAUAAUAAACCAAUGCAUCAAGAUAAUCAGAUAUAUCAACAAAAAUACGUUGUUUAAGCUUGUUUACAUUUUACCUUAAACAGUUUUGAAUAAAUAUGAACUCUGGUUCAACUGAUAUGAUUAAAAUAUUAUUAUAAAUUGGUGGUUUUAUCUUUACUUUCAUUGCAAUUGGUAAAAGGCAUAAUCUGAAAUCGAUAUCGGCUAUCAGCCAUCAUUCCUGCACGCCUGCUGCAUGCGAAUGGAGCAUUCGACUUUAUUUACGGAAGAAGAUAUUUCUCUCAACGUCAUAGUCGGAUACAGAUGGCAUAGAUUUGUGAAGAUGGUUUCCUGAUUUAAAAAAGGAUUUUUUCUUCUUAAAACGAAAGGAUUACAUGUAUAUUACUUGUGAAGGAAAAUAUGGAUUUUCUGCAAAGUGGAGUACGGACUCUCAAAAGACACAGUAUUUCGAACAUAAGUGAUGCAAUCAGGAACCAUAAACACAGGGAUUCCUUCAGCGGGCUAGUGCGACACCUGUUCUCACCAAGAUCAACAGAUCUUCCGCUGAAAAAUGCUGGCUUUGCCAGCGUGUCGGAGGCUGUUGUUCACUUGUUCCAAAAGAAGAGGCUUCAAGAAAACGAACUAACAACGCUGCAAGAAGCUGUCAGGAACCUAACGACGACUGAAGCGGCUCCUUUGAUCUACGACUACUAUAAGGACAAGCUUGUAAAGAAAGGAAUGUUUAUAUUGAGAGAAAAGAUUAAGCAUGAAACAGGAAAGUCACUGUUAACAAAGUUGGGAGAAGAGUGGAACUAUUUUUACCGAGAAAUCUUGCCAAUGUUGCAAGCACUCUUGUACCCCGUGAAAGCGAAAACGUUUACAAUAAGGGAGGUGACUUUACUGGAGUUUAGAAAUGCUGUUCUCCUCAAGCUACCUAUAAAAGAAGCUUUGCAAGAAUUCAUACAAUCAGAGCCAGUACCACCUGCUAUACAACAGAUGCUGUUAGUGCUGCACGGAGUUCACGAGUAUCCAUACACAGAUAACUCUAUAGAGUUAGAGAAACUAGUUGCCAGAGUGACUUCCCCUCAUUUAGGAAUAAUGGGAUUGUAUGCCGGCGGAAGUGAGCCAGAGAUUAGAAGUAAUUUUAAACCACCACCGAGACUUGCUAUACCUGUGAUACAGAUCUCAGACGACACAACUGAAUCAGAUGAUGAAAUAAUGCCAGUAGACCAAAGAUUAAAGACAGCAGGACUCUCUCCGCAGGCACACCACGUACAUCACAAACGAAAUUCCGGAUUUCUGCACCACCCUCUGUUGGCAGCUGUAAAAGAACAAGACAGGAGCCAGAUCAGGAGAUACAGUAUAGCUACUUCCUGACAUAUUGUCAUCCUGUCACUGUCAUAAAACAAGACAGAAGCAAGAUAAGGAGAUACUGUAUAGCUACUUCCUGACAUAUUGUCAUCCUGUCAAUGUCAUAAAACAAGACAGAGGUCAGAUCAAGAAGAAGUGUUUCCACCUCGUGAAAACAGGCUGCCAACUUGCCGCUGUUACAGAACAAGACAAAGGGUCAGACCAGGAGUUGCAUUAUAAUUACCAUCACCAUCAGGUUUCCAUCUUGAUGCUGUAUUAAUGUAGCAGUGUUCAUUGAGGCAUUCAUGAAGGAUUCAGUGGAAAUGCGUUACCGUUCCAUUCCAUUCAGCUAAAUAACGCGAUCUUCAUAUCGCCAGGGAUUCUGCUCAUUUUGUUUGUGUUGUUCAAAGUCUGUUGCUCUGGACGGGUUAUAAAUGACAACGAACAGGUCUUUUCGGGAAGAAAAUAUUCUUAACAGGGAGAGUUUUUUUUCUCUAAAGCUGUUGAAAACUUACAGAAAGUAUAACAGACAGAAUCUCUUGUGUGCAAUGCACAGCUUCUGGUUUCAAUAACGGACAAGACGAUGUAAUUUAUAUCCAAUGACGGCAGUCUAUAUAUAUACUGUAGGACAAACAUAAAAGCCAUGAGGGAAUGCUUUUAUGGAACUUUGUUUAAACAUAAAUUAUUUUACUUAGACUGCAACUUCAUCAAAGAUGCACAAAACUACAAAAUCGUGCUAUAGCUGGUCAAUCUGAUUGUUAAUGUGUCAUGGAUUUGUUUGAAACUAGUAGUAGAACACGUGAUGUUCACUUCUGUAGCUUUUAGCAGGAUAAAAGACAUAACAAUACACUGACGUAUGAAGUUGUACAAACUAUCACAUAGCAAUGUCUUCUCCAAUUUGUGAUUCAAUAAAUUAUCACUAAGA
Messenger RNA from Mercenaria mercenaria, 2779 nucleotides. Its product is annotated as proline-rich protein 5-like. The record is from RefSeq and is a predicted model, not a curated record. Gene Ontology annotation, biological process: TORC2 signaling. Lineage: Eukaryota; Metazoa; Mollusca; Bivalvia; Venerida; Veneridae. Gene Ontology annotation, cellular component: TORC2 complex. The transcript has 10 exons. Bases 925 to 1881 code for a protein of 318 amino acids.